AUGUCUGGUGCCAGGCUGUUACUGUUCGUACAGAGCCUGUCUCGUAGGAAACCCCUGGAGCCAGAGGGGGAGGUGUCCAACUUUAAACGAUGUCUGACUACCCUUGACCUGGUGGCUCUGGGGGUUGGCAGCACACUGGGGGCUGGCGUGUAUGUGCUGUCAGGAGAGGUGGCCAGGGCCGUAGCUGGGCCCAGUAUAAUUAUAUCUUUCCUUGUGGCAGCAAUAGCUUCCAUUUUCGCAGGGCUGUGCUAUGCUGAAUUUGGAGCGCGUGUGCCCAAGACUGGCUCUGCCUACCUGUACAGCUAUGUGACAGUGGGGGAGAUUUGGGCCUUCAUCACUGGCUGGAACUUGCUGCUGUCAUAUGUCAUAGGAACAUCAAGUGUAGCCAGGGCAUGGAGUGGGACUUUUGAUGACCUCAUUGGAAAUGCCAUUGCCAACUCUUUAGGUCAACAUGCAGCAAUGGAUAUGCCAGGCCUCGCUACUUACCCAGACUUCUUUGCUGCUGCUCUCAUCAUGCUGUUGGCAGGGAUCCUUGCAUUUGGCGUUAAAGAGUCUGCUAUUGUGAAUAAGGUUUUUACAGCAGUUAAUACAGUGGUCUUGGUGUUUGUUAUCAUCGCUGGCUUCAUCAAAGGUGACAUUGACAACUGGUACAUUAGUGAGGACACUAUCCUGAACAUAACAACAAAUGAAAACUUCACAUCGGCACUAAAUGAAACCACAAAUUACGGUGUUGGUGGCUUCUUCCCCUUUGGUGUUGAGGGAACAUUGGCAGGAGCUGCAACCUGUUUUUACGCCUUUGUUGGAUUUGACUGCAUAGCCACAACAGGGGAGGAGGUGCAGAACCCUCAGAAGUCCAUCCCUCUGGGCAUUGUAGCAUCCCUGCUGAUCUGUUUCCUGGCUUACUUUGGUGUGUCGGCAGCACUGACCCUCAUGAUGCCCUACUGCAUGCUCAGCGUCAAUAGCCCAUUACCUGUGGCCUUUACAUACAUCGGCUGGGGCCCUGCAAAGUAUGCUGUGGCUGUAGGCUCCCUCUGUGCACUUUCAACAAGUCUUCUAGGAUCCAUGUUUCCCAUGCCCCGGGUCCUCUUUGCGAUGGCCAGGGACGGGCUGCUCUUCAAGCCACUCAGUAACAUGAGUUCUCAACAAAGUCCUGUGGUAGCCACUCUAUCUUCAGGUGUUGUGGCAGCAAUCAUGGCUCUGUUAUUUGACCUGAAGGCACUUGUGGACAUGAUGUCAAUUGGAACACUCUUUGCCUACACUCUUGUAGCAAUAUGUAUUCUUAUAUUGAGGUACCAACCAGAUCUUGGUGAGGAGUCCAGUGAUAAUACAUCUGAAUCAUUUUCGAUGAUAGAGGCCCUAAACCCUCCUUCUCAGCCCAAUGCUCAAAGCUCUAAAAAUGUAUCCAUGUUCAUAGUCUUUAUCAUCCUUUUAGAAAUUACUCUGAGCGUUGCCCUAACCAAGGCUGUGGAUUCCCUGAUGAACCAGGAGUGGUGGAGCAUUUUAUUCGUCUCUGUGAUCCUUUUGAUGCUGGUCCUCACUGUUUUCAUCAUCUGGAGACAGCCUCAGAAUACAACCAAAGCUGCUUUUAUGGUUCCUUUUAUACCAGCACUUCCUAUUGUGAGUACAUUUGUCAAUGUCUAUCUGAUGGUUCAGUUGGGAGGAGAUACAUGGAUUCGCUAUGCUGUUUGGAUGGCAGUGGGGUUAUUGAUCUACUUUUGUUAUGGAGUUCAUCACAGUGUGCAAAAGCAAAGGCUGGAAAAUGCACACAAUCAGGUCAACAUACAAAGUCUUAACACAAAUAUGGAGUAA
Molecule: messenger RNA, 1809 nt
Organism: Salvelinus fontinalis (brook trout)
Lineage: Eukaryota; Metazoa; Chordata; Actinopteri; Salmoniformes; Salmonidae
Product: cationic amino acid transporter 2 family protein
Exons: 11
Coding region: 1-1809 (602 amino acids)
Biological process (GO): amino acid transport; transmembrane transport
Cellular component (GO): plasma membrane
Molecular function (GO): amino acid transmembrane transporter activity
Source: RefSeq, a predicted model, not a curated record